Molecule: messenger RNA, 938 nt
Organism: Polistes dominula (European paper wasp)
Lineage: Eukaryota; Metazoa; Arthropoda; Insecta; Hymenoptera; Vespidae
Gene: TpnCIIb
Product: troponin C type IIb
Cellular component (GO): myosin II complex
Molecular function (GO): calcium ion binding
Source: RefSeq, a predicted model, not a curated record
AGGAAUUGGAGUGAAGAAAAAAAAAGAAAAAAAGAGAAGAAGAAGAAGAAGAAAAAGAAGAACAGGGAUAAGAAGAAUAAAUAACAAGACAAGAAGAAGAAAAAAAAAUUAACGAAAAAAGUGUCGUCCCAAAAUCUUUGUAUCUUUUCCCCAUUUCUGGAUACUCUAACGAUUAAGAAAAAAAAAAGAAGAAACAGGAGGAGGAUCGAGAAAAUACAAAACAAAAAGGGGAAAGAACAAACUCGACGAAAUGGACGAGGAACAAGUACAAAUGCUCAGGAGAGCUUUUUCCAUGUUUGAUUCCACUAAAUCCGGGAGAAUCGAAAAGGAAAAGGUCAGGACCAUCUUAAAUACUCUAGGACACACUUUUGACGACCAUGAACUCGAAGUAUUAUUGAAACAGGAAGAUGAAGAUGGAAGCGGUAAAUUGAAUUUUGAUUCGUUUUAUCGUGUGGCAACGCAUUUUCAAGAAGAAGACGACGAGGCCCUUCAAAAAGAACUCAAAGAGGCAUUCCGUUUAUACGACAAAGAGGGUAACGGUUAUAUACCAACUAGUUCGCUUCGUGAAAUCUUGGCAGCUUUAGACGAUCAAAUAACGCCUGAUCAAAUGGAUGGCAUGAUCGCUGAAAUUGACACCGACGGUUCCGGUACCGUUGACUUUGACGAAUUCAUGGAAAUGAUGACUGGCGAUUGAGACGUGCAAGGAGAGGAAAGGAUCUAUCGAAAAGGAUUAUAUUUUUAAAAAUUAAAUUUAUUAAAGCUGUGCCUUUUUAACAAAUCAACGCAAAUCAAUAUUGCCUAUCGUUGAAAAUGUUAUUUAUUUAUUGUAUUUGAAAUUCGACGCUUCCGUAUCGUUAAAUUAAUUUUUAAGCUGGAUUUGAAUAAUAUAUGUAUGUGUGUGAGUGUGUGUGUGUGCAUGCUUAAGCGUAGGACCCGUA